This is a messenger RNA of Paramecium sonneborni, 636 nucleotides long. The record is from the annotation of a GenBank genome assembly. NCBI's taxonomy places the organism in Eukaryota, Ciliophora, Oligohymenophorea, Peniculida, Parameciidae.
AUGGUUUAUUUCAUUAAAAUACAUAAUACAUUGAUUUAGUUAAUUAAGCUGUAAUAUAAAAACUUUCAAAAUAAAAAGAAAGAUUAAUUCCAUUAUGUGUUAACAUUAUUUAUUAUUUUUUUUAAUAAAAAUAUAAUUUAAAUACCGAAGUAUAAAUAAAGUUGAAAGAUUUUAUAUUGGAUAAAUAAAUCAAAUAUGAGAAUAAAAUGAAAAUUAGCAAAAUUUAAAAAAAAAUUUCAACUUGAUGAAGAAACAGAUUAAUUUAUUAAAUAGCUUUCUCUAAAAGAGAAUUUGAAAUAUGAAAAUCUAUGCACUUCAACAAAACAAAUUGAAUUGCUACCUGAAAAUUUUAAAUAAAGAAAUUUGAUAUUAUAGGAUACUAGAAAUUCAAAACUUUUAUUAUAAGUUAUUUCUCAUUUAGAAAAUUACAGUAAUAAAUAAGAAAUAUCUAAUGAAAUAAUCAAAAAUAUUGUAUUAUUGCUUUCAAAUAAAGAGGUAAAAGAUAAAUGUUUAAAUUUAAUUAAAUCAAAUUAACUAUUUCUCAAUAUAUUUUCUCAUUUUUAAUAGAUAAUUAUGAAGAAGAUCUUUAAAAAGCAUCUUUUUUAACUAUAACUAUAGAAAUUAGACAUUAAUUGA